Messenger RNA from Populus nigra (black poplar), 1108 nucleotides. Its product is annotated as proteasome subunit alpha type-6-like. NCBI's taxonomy places the organism in Eukaryota, Viridiplantae, Streptophyta, Magnoliopsida, Malpighiales, Salicaceae. The record is from RefSeq and is a predicted model, not a curated record. Gene Ontology annotation, biological process: ubiquitin-dependent protein catabolic process. The transcript is spliced from 10 exons. Gene Ontology annotation, cellular component: cytosol; proteasome core complex, alpha-subunit complex; nucleus. The coding region runs from base 51 to 791 and encodes 246 amino acids.
AAGAAAAAGAAAAAGAAAAAGAAAAAGAAAAAGAAAAAGAAAAAGAGAGAAUGAGUAGAGGAAGCGGAGGUGGAUAUGAUCGGCAUAUCACUAUAUUCUCACCUGAAGGUCGCCUCUUUCAAGUUGAGUAUGCGUUCAAGGCAGUGAAGGCGGCUUCCACCACUUCCAUUGGAGUUCGCGGCAGCGAUUCUGUCUGUGUUGUUACUCAAAAGAAGGUUCCGGACAAGCUUUUGGAUCAGACUAGUGUUACUCACCUUUUCUCUAUUACCAAGUUUCUUGGUCUACUCGCCACCGGCAUGACUGCUGAUGCAAGGAACUUAGUCCAACAAGCAAGGAAUGAAGCGGCGGAGUUUAGGUUCAGAUAUGGGUAUGAAAUGCCUGUCGAUGCAUUAGCCAGAUGGAUCGCAGACAAAUCACAAGUUUAUACUCAGCAUGCAUAUAUGAGACCUCUUGGAGUUGUUGCUAUGAUUUUGGGUAUUGAUGAAGAGAACGGGCCUCAACUUUACAAGUGUGAUCCAGCUGGACACUAUUUUGGUCACAAGGCUACAAGUGCUGGAUUGAAAGAACAAGAGGCUAUCAAUUUCCUGGAAAAGAAAAUGAAAAAUGACCCUUCUCUCUCCUAUGAGGAAACUGUGCAGACUGCUAUUUCUGCUCUGCAAUCUGUUCUUCAAGAGGAUUUCAAGGCUACUGAGAUAGAGGUGGGAGUUGUGAGAACAGGUGAUCGUAUUUUCAGAGUGCUGUCCACUGAGGAAAUUGAUGAACAUUUAACUGCCAUUAGUGAACGUGACUGAUUUAUGGAGUAAACAGAGGCGCUUGGAGGAAAUGGUUAUGCUUUCAUUUGAAUUUGAAGUUAUCAAAACAUAUGCAUAAUUAAUCUUGUAUUUGGCAGGGAAAAGGAAGAUUGUUUUGAAUUGUAUUCCCAGAUUUCAGUUAAAUUGCCAAAACAUGUUACCAUUAUUGCCAUUUCUGCAGUUGUCUCUGUCAGCUGUUUUCCAAGAAAUGAUAAUGGGCUAAAUGGCUGCGGUUUAGAGAACCUUGUACUUGGUCUAAACUAUUUGCAUAUGUAAGCUUGGGAUAAUGUGAUAUCUCGAUUGCUUGGUGUUCUGUA